Molecule: messenger RNA, 774 nt
Organism: Penaeus monodon (black tiger shrimp)
Lineage: Eukaryota; Metazoa; Arthropoda; Malacostraca; Decapoda; Penaeidae
Product: pre-mRNA-splicing factor spp2-like
Exons: 3
Coding region: 1-774 (257 amino acids)
Source: RefSeq, a predicted model, not a curated record
AUGGGGCUGGGUAUCAGAUAUCUCUGUGCCAUAAACAUGGGCAGGGAAAGUCUGCUACAUGCUCUGGCGCAUCAUUUGCACGUACAUCCAUACCCCUCAGACCAAGCGCGUGAGGAAGAUAUAGUUGUGCCUCCUCCUAUUAUAAAGAAGGAGGCCCUGGAAGGGUUGAGGAUGAUCCAUGUGUUACAGAAGGCUGGGCUACUAGUGCAGCGGAAGGUUGAUUAUAACCAGAAAUUGAACUUCAGUGAAGAUGAAGGAACUGUAGAUGAAGAUACUCCUACCCUACGAAAUACAGAACGGAAGUCAGAUCGAAGGGAUAGAUGGGAAAAAGACAGAGGCCGGGAUAUAGCCCGAGAGUCAGAGGAACGCCGUGAAGUGUCUAGAGAACCCGAGAGAGAAUCUUCCAUGAGAGAGAAAAAUCCCCAAGGUUCUCGAGAACGUGACAAUAGGCGCGACAUGGCUGAGGACCGUCGAGAUCGUGACCGCAGAUUCUCUCCUGGUGACCCUGAAAGGUGGCAACACCGAGGAGGUUUUGAUUAUCGUGGAGGAUCUGGUCGUGAUUAUGGUGGCCCACAGAAUUCUGGGAACCGGGGCUGUCCCCCCCAACAUGUGCAGGCACACAACUCCCCUCAUACUGUUCCUGCAAGCACAUCUGUGCAUCCCACAUCUCGCCCACCCUCUCUCUCCCCUGUGCAUCCUCCUACUCAUCAGUUAGCUCAUGCCAUCUUUGUCACCAUCAUCACACCCCAGGGAAGAAGAGGAUUCAUGGCGUGA